UCUCUCUCUCAUCUAACCUUUGAGAAUAAAACUGGGUUUCCUACAAACAUUAUUUCCCUUCUUUUUUUCAUUCAUACUUAUAAAAAAGCUUCUUGUGUGUGUGAAGUAACUAGUUAGCAAAAAAAAAAACUCACAUCUUCUUCAACACCCUUUUCUCUUUCCAACUCUAACUAUAUAACACACCUUGUGUUGUGUUUGUUUUUAGGUAAACUAACAAUAACCACAAGUUGGAAUAAUCUAUCAUCAUCCACCAUGCUUUUUUUUUGUCUUUAGGGUUUGAUUCCUCUCUUAGUCAAAUUUGAAGGCACCGACUCUUACAAACAAUUCUCUCUUCUACUAACUUAGAAGCCUCACAAUUCUAUCUCACAAAAAAUAUCUUCUUGAUUUUGUGAGAUCUAGAGGUUAUAUAAUUAGAAGAAUUUGACAAGAUAAUUUUGAUGGAGUUGAUGCAAGAAGUGAAAGACUAUUCACAUGAAGAAUUAGAGGAAGAAGAAGAUGAAGAAAUCAACACAAGAACAAAAGAAGAAGAAAGUAAUAGUAAGCAACAAUUACAACACUGCCUUUUUUCUCCUUCACCUUCUAAUUUCUCUUUAUCUUCAUCUUCUCCUUCAACAACUCAUCAUCAUCAUCAUCAUAAUCAAAAUCAAUGGCUAGGAAUCAAUCAAUCUCCUGAGUCUCAUAAUUCAUCAUCUAGAGGAUUAGGGUUCUUACACCAAGAUGCAACAACCUCAAAUUUCACAAAUCAAACAAAUUUAAAACAAAUAGAUUUCAUGGAAUUGUCACUUGGUACAAACAAAGAUCCUAGUUCUUCAAAUACCAACCAACAAGAACAAGAACAUCAACAACAGCAACAACAACCUAGUACACAUGAAAAAGAACACAUGUUUGACAAAGUUGUAACACCAAGUGAUGUUGGAAAACUAAACCGUUUAGUUAUACCAAAACAACAUGCUGAAAAAUAUUUUCCACUUGAUUCAACCUCGAAUGAAAAGGGUCUUCUUCUAAAUUUUGAAGAUAGAAAUGGAAAAUUGUGGAGAUUUAGAUACUCUUAUUGGAACAGUAGUCAAAGCUAUGUUAUGACAAAAGGUUGGAGUCGUUUUGUUAAGGAUAAAAAACUUGAUGCCGGCGACAUUGUUUCGUUUCAACGCGGUGUUGGCGAAUUGUUUCGACAUAGGUUGUUUAUUGAUUGGAAGAGAAGAUCAAAUCAUCAUAAUCUUGAUCCUUCUUCAUCAACACUUUUUACUCCUUUCUUUCUUCCUAAUCAACAACAAUAUUCUAUUAGAUGGGGGGGAGGUGCUAAUAGUAGAUUCUAUUCUCUUCCUUAUCCUUCACCCCCACAAAGUUUACAACAACAUCAUCAUCAUCAGCAACAAAAUCAUCAUCAUCAUCAUCAUCAUGACCCUAUGAGUUACAAUUACCAAAUGUAUCCAUUUCAUCAACAUGGUGGUGGAAAUGUUGGAAAUGUGAAUCAUCAAUACAAUUUUCAUCAUCAACAACAACAUGAUCCAAGUUCUGUCUUUUACAUGAGAUCAUUAGCAUCAUCAUCAUCAUCAUCACCAUCAUCAAUGGUUGAUCAAGGAAGCUUAACAAGACAUCAACAAGGAGGAGGAGGAGGAGGAGGAGGAGUUGGAAGAGGAAAUGCUUCAAACAUGAUUAUUGAUUCUGUUCCUGUUUCUCAUCAUCAUCAACAUUAUCAUCAUCAACAUCAACUUGGUGGUUUUUCUAGUAGUGGAAAUAUAACUACUAAUACUACUACUAGUACUAUUAAUGGUGCUGCAAAAAGGUUAAGAUUGUUUGGUGUGAACAUGGAGUGUGGUUCUUCAACAAAUCAUGAUUCAAUCCCUUCUUCUUCUUCUACUUCAAUAGUACCAUCUCUUCAACAUUUGAGACUACCUCAUCAUGAAGAAACACUUUCAACAUCAUCAACAAGAUUUGAAGAAGAUAAAAGAAGAGAAGCUUCAAUGAUUUUUGGUUUAGACCCUUCUUUGCAAUAUCAUAAUUACCAACAACAAUGAUGAAAUGAAACCAAAAUAAUGAAGAAUUUGCUACAUUAUCUUUUGCAAAAUUUUUAUUAUAUUUUAUAUAUAUUAUUAUUUAUAUUUA
Molecule: messenger RNA, 2103 nt
Organism: Trifolium pratense (red clover)
Lineage: Eukaryota; Viridiplantae; Streptophyta; Magnoliopsida; Fabales; Fabaceae
Product: B3 domain-containing transcription factor NGA3-like
Exons: 2
Coding region: 438-2015 (525 amino acids)
Molecular function (GO): DNA binding; DNA-binding transcription factor activity
Source: RefSeq, a predicted model, not a curated record